UCCCUAUCUACGACACUAUGCAUGGUAUUCGAGGGGAGCUCAAUCUCAUUGUCAAGGUAGACCUGUUUUCAGAUGUGAACAAGUUCCGUCAGUCAUCAUGUGGCAUCCAGUUCUUCAGCACUGCGGAAGUGCCUUCAGGGUAUCGCAUGCAGGUCAUUAACGGAUUUGUGGAGGAAUUAGUGGUCAAUGAUGACCCGGAGUAUCAGUGGAUUGACAAGAUCAGAACACCGCGGGCAUCUAAUGAAGCAAGGCAACGACUCUUCUCCAAACUCUCAGGUGAACUUCAGAGGAAAAUUGGUGUAAAAGUAGCAGAGUUGGGUGGAAAUGCAGUGAUUGGCUAUUGUCAGUGCUUUGAUCUGGAGGGUGAGUCUGGUAUUGUAGCUCGGGGCAUUGGAACUGGAGUGACCUUGGUACGGCCUUCACAGUUGAUGCCCCCUUCACCUCAAGGCGCCUCUCCUCAAUUCAAAGAUUUGAGGCAUGCUGUGAACUCUCUUCACUACUUCAAUCAUCACCACACCCCUCCCACCCAUGGCCCCUCCCUUCUCUCUCGCUCACAUCAUCACUUAACAAUGACCCCACCCCACACACCCGUCAAGAAAACAGCCUCCAUCUCCCCUCCUCCCUCUGCCCCACCCCUAGUUCAAAGCAGCCAAUCAGCAUUCAGUUUUCCUUUCAGUUCCCCUCUCAUUGAGGAUUCUGCCAUACCCUCCUCCCCACCCAACAUAAUUAGGUGUGCUACAUCACCUGUCAAGGUGAACUCCCCUCAGACAGUGGUGAGACGAUCCUCCGAAUCAGAUGCUAGUAGCACCACACCUCCUAAAGGAAGCAGUCUAACAGAGAGCAGUGGAAGUGGUAGUGUUGUAGGAAGUGGUAGUAAAACUGCUACUAAGCUCUCAGCUCAGCAACCCAGUAUAGAGCUCAUGGAGUAUCCUUUCUUCACCAUGACCUCGUUUCCUGUUGGGUUUAUUGUACACCUGGGAGGUGUGGUGUCAGCCAAGUCAGUCAAACUCCUGGACAAGAUUCACAACCCAGAGGAACCAGAGACAAGAGAUGCCUGGUGGACGGAGAUUAGGACAGAGAUACGAACUCACUGUAAAGCCAUGGGGUGUCACGCUGUGUUAGGAUACACAGAAAAGACCACCAUCUGUGAUGAAAUCAUUGUGUUGUGUGCGACUGGUACUGCUGCCCGAGUGAACGUCACUUAUGACCCCACAUCAUCGACACGGGUACCUCCCCCCACCCCUGCUGUUCCUGAGAAGCCCUCUACUGAAAAAGAGCGAGACAAGAAGCUGUAUGUGGACGUAAACCUCGCUAAUUCUGCUGCCCAGAGCUCCCUCCAAGCUCUCUAUGAUCAUGGAUCUGAUGAUGGGUCACCCCACUAUAACUGCCUUCUGUGUCACGUACCAUACAAACCCAGCUCUGCUCCCUUCCCUGUCAAUCUGUCUGUCUGUGGAAUAUGCAGGAAACGUAAAGUUCCUGAUGUGCUGUUCACCACUAUAGAUCCACCCACAGAGAUACAGACCCAUGGCAAAGGUGCCUUCAUACAGGCCAGGGUUUGUCGACCAAAAGCUAAAAGCAAAGGAGGAGAGUCCAAUGCCAGAGAGAUAAGUGAUUGUCUUCCUUUCUUGGAAUAUGAACUUCACAGUCAGUUGAUGAAUAAACUCAAGCUGUGUGGUAUGAAUGGUCUGUACGGCCUUAAGAUCCAGAUCACAGUGGGCGAGUCCUUACUAGUCGGAGUGGCAACUGCUACUGCUGUUUUCAUGGCAGCCCUUCCCAUGCCUUCAGUUCCCAGGGUGUCGGGUCAGGCCACAUCAGAGGAGGAGAACAGUCGCCUACAGGAAAUACAGAAGAGGAUUUCUGAGAGAGUGCUGAGAAAUCGAGAGAAACAUGAACUGCUGCACAUUGAUACAGGACAAAUCAGUCCCCGUAGUGUGGUCACUGACGACAGUGAUGAAGAAGCGUCAGAGCUGGAUUUAUCCUCUGGAAACAAAGACACUUUUGUCAUUGAGGUUGAUGAUGCAAAUGAUGAGAAUAUAAUAUCACUGCUGAAACAGUCUCAGCUUCCAGAGGGAUUUACCAUGCUGAACACCCACAAAAUUCCAGGAUCCACCCUACUGGCUUCCAAUCUCCAGAUGUUUACUCAGAUUUGGAGACAAGAGUUUGUGUCUACUUCUAAAAGCAGUUUUAUAGAUAUCUUUGAAAAUCUAGUCAAGAAAAUCUGUUAUAAGUUACGUCGGAUGUCCCCUUGUUGUCUGUGUGGUAUAGACUUCGGUGUAGAUCUCCCAGAAGACAGAGAAAUACAGAUAACACUGACUGGAGUGUGCUGUUCUUUAGAGAAUGUUUCAGAUUCUGCAUUUGAACUUCAAACCUACAGCAAAGAAAAUCUACUCAAAGCAGUGUCUGCAACAACCACAAGCAGCAGUGGUACCAGUGAGAGAGACGACAUGAUGUUUCAAAUGGAGGAGUUCUCAACAGAGGGAUCUAUAGGGAACUUAAUACAGGGGCACACAAAGGUUCCUCUCACUAGACAGACAAAGGAAAACUCAGUUCGUAGAUCUCUGGAACACACAGUUCAGAAACACAAGAACUGUGUGGAGCUUACACCACUGCCCAGUAUACCAGGCUUCAAGAUAGAACGAUACCUGGGCAACUACAACUUCUUCUUUAUCAGUGAAUUUACUUCAUUACGAGAGAUUGGAGGACAGGGAGGCUUUAUGCAGACAUUUGUUGCUGAGGUGAUGGCCAAUGUGAGAGCCAAUGUGGCCUCUCUGGGAGGGAAUGGAUUAGUGUCUUAUAGAAUGAACCAAUGUGUUCUGAUGUGUAACCCACGCAAAAACCAGAGUCAGUGUUUGAUCAAUGUGAGUGUGGAUACUGUGGUUGUGUCGUCAGAGGAAUCAUUUCCCAUUAUUGUUGAGCCUCUUCGUAAAAACAGCGACUCCCCGAUCACAUGACAAAGCUAGAACUGUUACUGACAUUUUUACCGAACAUUCCUUUUUUGGCCAGUAUUACUCACUGCCCCUUGAGUAGAGUGGAUUAAACAAUAAGAUUUUUUGUUAAAUUACACAUUGUAUUUCCAUACUGAUUUUAAUCAGAGGGUGAACAAUAAUUUUCUUUUACCAAAAAUGAUCAAAUUUUAGAUAAAUGUACUUGUACAGAAUUUGGUAUUUCAUUAUUAAGGAGGGGGCUGAUGAGACACAACAGUAAAAUGUUUGGUAGGUUUAAUUAUAAAGACUCUUUUGGGGACAUUUUAAGGCAUUAGUGUUUGUUAUUGUUAGGCACACCAACACUGCAUAAUAAAAGACUCUAAAAAC
Molecule: messenger RNA, 3311 nt
Organism: Saccostrea cuccullata (small rock oyster)
Lineage: Eukaryota; Metazoa; Mollusca; Bivalvia; Ostreida; Ostreidae
Product: C2 domain-containing protein 5-like
Exons: 27
Coding region: 18-2951 (977 amino acids)
Biological process (GO): intracellular protein transmembrane transport; protein localization to plasma membrane; positive regulation of vesicle fusion
Cellular component (GO): plasma membrane
Molecular function (GO): calcium-dependent phospholipid binding; calcium ion binding
Source: RefSeq, a predicted model, not a curated record